GGAAAAGACAAGACAAAGUUAAGAAGUAAGAACUUUGAACCAAUGCUUAGGAGACCACACAGGAAGCUGUAUGCAUAGAUCCAACUUUGCCCCCAAUCCUGAUGAUCAUAUCUGUUUUAGUUUAGGUUCCUUCAGAACAAACCUUGAUCCAAGGAGUUAAAUUGGUCCAGAUGAGUGAGCCAGCAUCUCAAGAGGGAUCCAAACCUGUUCAGGAAAAUGGAAAAGAAGAGAAAGAAAGGAAACAGGAAGCAACUGAAGUGAAAGUCCCUACUGAGAGUUCUCAGAGCGUACCAAGCAGCUCUGCAUUAGACACCAGCAGCAAUGUGCCAGAAACAGCAACAGAUGAAAUCAAAUCCCAAGAAAUACACUUGGAAGAGCAAACAAAAGCCUCAACUGAUUUAAUAAAGGACUCUGACACUAAUGUCUCAAAGAAUUUUGUGGUUAGAAAACCUGCCAAAGUGAUUUUCAACUUAGAUCCAGAUGUACUGAAUUCAAAGCUAGAACAGCCAUGGAAGAAAAAUUUUUACGAAAGAGUGGAGGCAAGAGCCCAGGCAAUGCAGCAGAAAAUAAUAAAUAAGGAUAAUCUGAAGAAAGAACUAGAAAAAAAGGCUGAAAAAAAAUUCCCUAGGAAUAAUUUGGCCAAAGAGUGGUUUAAUACUGAAAACAUGACACUUAAAACUCGUGCAUAUUUGCUUGACAAACUUCUACCCACCUUAGUUCCUGGAGUGGAAAAAAUGUUAAUGCAAGUGGAAAAGAAGAAACUUUGGGCAGAAGCUGAUAUUACAACCAAGUUUGAUCCAAUUAAUCAUUUGGGGGAAUAUUUAAUGAGAAACAAUCCUUAUUAUAUCAAAGACUCAGGAAUGUCUGGUUAUCAGAGGGUGAUGAGGGAUGUCACGGAAGAACUGAAGAUACAUGUUCCCAAUACUAUUGGCAACAGAGUAUCCAAGAUGAAGGAGAGUAUUAAACAGAAACGAGAAGAAAGAGAAUGCAUAAAUGAAGUCAAAAUCAAGGUGGCCAAUACACGGAAACAGGCUCUGCAGGAGCAGUUCAGUGAAUGGAUUCUAGACCCCAAAGGAAUGAUUCCUGUGGUAGUGAUUCAGAAUGUCCUUCAUGAAUUUUUUCAAAAUCCAGAUUUCCAGCUUGAAGCAUGUUGCAAACAAUUGGAUAUUGCUGACUCAAUGGGACCAAGACUGAACAAAAUGGAAUUUACAGAAUACAUCUCCUCAUACAUUGCAGACUUUAAAAGUGAAAUGUUUGAGAAACUCCUUAAGCACCUCUGUCAUUGUGCAGAUGAAUUCCGGGAGAUCAUAAAAACGGAUAUGCGGAGGCAGAUGUUUGCUGAACUCUUCCUGUGUUGUGACCGUGGGAAGGUAGGGUUUUUGGGUCGGCAGAGGACAUUGGCCUUGCUGGAAACAUUCUAUGACCAAAGUUCGAAAACGCUCAGAAGUUUGCUGCGAAACCCAAGACAAUGGCCAUUCAUUGAAUUUGAAGAGAUAGACUUGCCUGAGUUCUGGGGAGACAUGGAUAAUCAGAAACAUAUUUAUGAAGACUUUGACAAAGUGCUCUUAGAGAUAAAUGCAUUACUUUCUGAAAAACAUGCUAGCAAAACCCAAAGCACAUUGUUAGAAACUCCAGAAGAUCAACAUAAACAUGAUGAAUAUACAGAAUCAACAUCACCAGAACAACAGAGAGGGACGACAGCAGAACAAGAACCAAACAGAAUUUCAACCAAAGAACAAGAACAAGACAAAGAGUCUACUGGAAAAAAAGAACUAUACAGAGAAAUAGUAACAAAACAAAUCCACACAGGGUCAACUUCAGAACAAGGAUCAAGUAGAGAGUUAAUAACAGAACAAAGACGACAUAGUGAUUCAGUAACAGAACAAGGACCACCACAAAGAGUAUCAUCUUCAAAACAAGGAGUCCACAUGGAAUCAACUGCAGAACAAGGACACCACAGAGAAUCAAUAGCAGCACAAGGACCACACAGAAGGUCAAUCUCAGAACAAGAAUCACACAGAGAGUCAGUAACAGAACAAGAACCACACAAAGGGUCACGUGCGGAACAAGAACCAUCAGGAGAGAUAAUUCCAGAAAAACAACAGGACAUAGAUUCAACUUUACAGUCAGGAAGAGGUAGUAUCUUCAGAGAAAGUAGAAAAUCUAGGGAGUCUGCUUCCUUUGAACAUACUGAAAUCCUCCCACAGGAAAAGAAGACUCAGGAGCAAAUAUAUGAAGAGGAACUAUUUGUGAGUCCUGAACUGCAAGAGGAGGUUCCAAUAUCAAGAAGAAAAUAUCAUCUUUCAGAAACUACAAAAAAGGAAGUUCAGAAAGAUCCAUCUUGUGAAAAGUCCCAAAAAAUAGAAGGAAAGUCAUGGUCAGGUGAACUUUUGACAUGUAACUGGAAUAUGGAUUAUAUCAAAUGUGAAGAAGAAGAAGAACAAGCAAACUUACUCUACAGUAGCUCCAGGUUCACAGACCUACAUGCAGUUAUCAGAAAUAUUCAGUCUUACAAGGAAGUAAAAGGUGGGAGUGCUUUCAAUGGAGUUUCCUUCAAUCUGCUCCAGUUUGUGCAACUUCUGGAGACAUUUGUUGGUGAAGAUGCCCCCCUGAGUGUCAGUGAGACCCUCACAUCCUUUUUUAAGAGGGGCUAUGUUGAAACAAAAGAGGAGAAAAUAAGUGGCUUAGAACAGAUUAGACAUAAUGCUUCCAGAGUCCGACGGGAACUUCUCCUAGAAGCCCUGUUUCAGAAGUGGGACAGUGAUGGCUCAGGCUUCCUGGAUCUGAAUGAAGUUGAUGAACUCUUGUACACAUACAAGGAGGGAAUGGAAAAAGAAUCUAUGAAGAAAGCUAAACUACACAUCCAAUUUCCAAAGCCACACCCUGGUCAAGAAGUGAGGAUGUCUUCAAAACAAUUUCAGAAAUACAUACAGUUGGUUGUAUCUGAACUCAGGGGCAAUGAAGAUCAUGUUCUGGAAACUGUUGUGGAGUUUCUGAUGAAUACUUUAGAAAGGAGCCCUACUGAGAACCUGAGGAAUUGUGCCAGGCGGAAGUGGCUAUACCAAAUCCAACAUGCUGCAGAGACAAGUGGGGUAUCUUUGGAGCCAGUGUACACCGAGACCUUUAAGGCCCUCACCCAGGAUGCUGAAUCCCAUGGAAAUAAGAAGAUCAGUGCUCACAUUUCCCUCUUAGAAGAAAACAGACUACUGCCUGAUAGAGGGAAUGUUCUAUUGAGGAACGUAGCUUCUACUUUAGAUGAUGCUCCAUUUGUACUGAACAGGGUACUCUACAGGGACAUGAAGGGAAUCAGCUUUACAGUAGUGGAUGAAGGGAAGCCAAUACAUGUCCCCCAGGUUCAGCACCAUGGGAACAUCUUCUUCUGGAACAAUUCCAUCAAGAAGAGUGAUCAAAAUGGUUCAUUCCUGGCUCUGCCUCUUCAGGAUGCAUAUAUGAGGGUCUUUGGGGUCAUGGCUGUUGACACCCUAAGAGAUCCCCAGAAAAUAAACAUCUUUGUGCCUCAUGAGAUCAGAUUCUAUCAGGGUGUUGCCAAUGUCUUUAGCACUGCCUAUCACUAUGUCCACAGCAGGGAGCACAUCCUGCAUGUUGUGAUCACUGGCAUCGCCUGGCUCUGUGACAUCACAUCUGACAUCACCAACAUCACUACAUACUUCAUUGAGCCUGGCGCAAAGCAGGAUUCAGACUAUGUUUUACGCAAUAUGAUGGUUACAAGGCACCUGGGUCUAACAAAAAUCCACAGGAAUCCCCCUAUCAUCUUCAGGAAGACAUGCAUCUUCAGAGACUUCCUCUUUAAGUGUACAGACACUUCAGAAGUCAUUUUGGCCUCUGUCUGUGGAGAGAACCACAUAGUAAUUCCACUCCGUGAGAGAACGGGAAAGGCCUUAGGAGUUCUUGAUUUUAACAUUGGCAGGAAUAAGAUGCUACUGUAUCGAGAAUUUAAAGAUCUGCAGAAAAUGAUAAAGGUGGUCCAAGCUGCCUGCUACGAAAUAUUGGGAGAAAUAUCUGGAGAAAUAAAGAAAAACUAUAUCCUAGAGAUUGAAAAUGUAGGUGAAGUCCAGCGGGCAGGAAUUCUCUUUUUCCGAAUCAUGCUGCAAGAGCUGCAGGAAAGCCUCCAACUGCUUACCUCCUUAGACUUUGUAUCACUGUUACUCUAUGACUAUCAUCCUUCGGUAGAGCCCACAUACCUGCCAGACACCAAGUCCCAGGAGGUGGAGGCCAACACAAAACUAGUACAUGACAUCCUGUUAGCGGUUAUCUUGUUCAUUCAUCCAGAGCUGGAAUUAUCAAGUGACUUCGGAAAUUGGGACAAGUGUAAAAUGUAUGUUAACAGACACUUUGUCGCGAACAUUUGUGCCUUUGAUCCAACUGCUAGGCAUGUGGAAGUUAAUUUAAAGCUCAUUGGUGAAUAUAUCAGAGAUCAUUCUCGAAUUGAAGUAUGGAAGUUUGGUAAUAGUGUCAUCGAAUACCUAUACCACUGGGCACACAUCUGUUUAACUCUCAUGGAGCUAAGCAAAAAAACAAGUAGUGCUAUUGCACCCCCAUUGCCCUCCAAAACUGACUCCUAUGUGUAUGCAAAAAUGCCAAAGGGAAGCUUGCCAGGGAAAUGCUAA
Molecule: messenger RNA, 4628 nt
Organism: Puma concolor (puma)
Lineage: Eukaryota; Metazoa; Chordata; Mammalia; Carnivora; Felidae
Source: RefSeq, a predicted model, not a curated record